Etheostoma cragini (Arkansas darter) is the source of this 2210-nucleotide messenger RNA. It is a transcript of the gene vtna, whose product is annotated as vitronectin a. Gene Ontology annotation, molecular function: scavenger receptor activity; polysaccharide binding; extracellular matrix binding. Lineage: Eukaryota; Metazoa; Chordata; Actinopteri; Perciformes; Percidae. Gene Ontology annotation, biological process: cell adhesion mediated by integrin; immune response; cell-matrix adhesion. The coding region runs from base 204 to 1910 and encodes 568 amino acids. The record is from RefSeq and is a predicted model, not a curated record. The transcript is spliced from 8 exons.
UGGUUCGAGGGCAACAGAUGGACACAAACUUUUGUUUCCUAUUGAUCUCUUUCUGUGUGUCUGUUUUUUUGCUGAAGCAGAAAGAGGUUUGCAAAUAAGGUUAAAGUAAACAAGGAAGCAGGGUGACUGACACAUGUUUCCAAUGAUUGUGAGCACAUGCUCUGUCAUUAGUUUUUCAGUCUGUCCUCUCACACAGAGGCAACAUGAGGCCGUGGGCUGUCCUGCUGCUCGCUCUGCUCGCUCAGACUUUUGCUGGAGAUGAGUCCUGUAUGGGUCGCUGUGAGAAUGGCUUUGACUCCCAGAGGAAGUGCCAGUGUGACUCGAUGUGCAAGUAUUACAGGAGCUGCUGCUCUGACUUCGAGGUCACCUGUGGCAUGAUGACUCGCGGAGACACCUUUGUGUUAGCAGAGGACGAUGAUGGUGAGCUGUUUGAAGGUACCACUCCAUCGCUCAGACGUUCAGCCCACGACCAGUCUGUCAAUCGUCAGCUUCCGCCCACACAACAGCCCAUCUCAGACUUUGAUCACAGGCCACAGCAACAUCCAGAAACCACACUGGAAAUGAACAAACCCCCUCAACUGUUGGAUACCAUACUUCAGAAUAUCCCUGUUACACAAAAAACAUCCAUUUCACAGACAGUCCAACCAACACAGAUGUUCCCCAGCACAACUGAACCCUCUCGGACCGAUCCAGCAGCCGAGACAACCACUGUUCCCAUCACAACAGCCGCUACUGAAGCCCCCGACCCAGACGCUGUGGCCUGCAGUGGGAGGCCCUUUGACUCCUUCAUGCGGCUAAAGAAUGGUUCCAUAUAUGCCUUCAGAGGGGAGUACUUUUUUGAACUGGACCAGAAAUCAGUGCUUCCUGGUUAUCCAAAGCUCAUAAAGGACGUGUGGGGCAUCAGUGGGCCUAUUGAUGCUGCCUUCACUCGCAUCAACUGUCAAGGGAAGACUUAUAUCUUUAAGGGAAACAAGUACUGGAGGUUUGACAACGGCAUGUUGGAUGAAGACUACCCUCGAGAUAUCAGCGUGGGCUUUGACAAAAUUCCUGAUCAUGUGGAUGCAGCUUUUGCUCUGCCAUCUCCUGGUCACAAUGGAAAAGAGAAGGUCUACUUUUUCAAAGGGGAUCAGUAUUACAUGUACGAGUUUUUGCACCAGCCGUCCCAUGAGGAAUGUAUCACCAUGUCAGAGAGGUCUCCAUCCACACUGUUCAGGCGCUACACUGACAUGUACAACAACAACUUUGAACGUGUUAUCAGCGAGCUCUUCUCUGACUUGCCUCGGCAUCAUGACAAACACCACUUCAUUGAUAAGGACUGGAAGGGCCUCAAGUCUCCAGUGGAUGCUGUCAUGGCCGGCAGAAUGUACGUCCCUCCCCGGAGCGUCACACAACGCCGCUACGACGACCAGCCUGACCAGCAGUGGGGUCAACAGCAGGGCCAGCAGUGGAACCAGCAGCAGUACCAGCAGUAUGGACAGCAGUGGGGUCGUAGGAGGCAAAAACGUUCACCCUACUGGGGAUCCAUGGCUGAGCGGGGGAUGAAUACGGGCCAGGACUUUGCAGAGGCCGGGAUGGAAAUGGGUCGGAGGUUGGCAGAGAGGAGGAUGGAGAUGGAGGAGAGGCUCAGACGAGACUGGGACAGACGCUGGGAUCAAGACUGGGACCAGGACAGACGGAGAGAUGGUUACCGCCAGAACAACAGAGGCAACUAUGACUCCAGAGAUGACAGGUCAUACUGGGGGUCCAUCCAGAGCAAUCUGCCCAUACAGAGUGUCUACUUCUUUAAAGGAGCUACAUACUCCAGAGUGGACCUCAGGACCAAGAGAGUUGACCACGCCACGCCUCCCUAUCCCAGGUCCAUCGCCAAGUACUGGCUCGGCUGUUCAGACACCACUGGGGCAGAAAAGUAGUUAAAUUGUUAUAUGAUAAUUUGGACAACAUUUGUAUAACAGAUCAUUAAUUUUACCUGAAACAAGCAGUGUUGGCUGCUGAACGUGUGACAAGCUUGCUCAGUGUAACACAUAACUAACUGUUCUUCAACUUAAGCAAAUAUUGGAGAUCAAUGCAAAUCCACACACCGCUGCUCUUCACUUCAACAUGGCCAAAGUUCAACUGGUUGAUUUAGAUUAUCUCAUCUAUCUUCAACAUCAACUGCCCUACUUAAAUAAAUACAACUACAAUAAAAAUAAGCUCAAAUGAAAAAGCCAGAA